This is a messenger RNA of Helobdella robusta, 573 nucleotides long. RefSeq lists its product as hypothetical. Gene Ontology annotation, biological process: G protein-coupled receptor signaling pathway. Gene Ontology annotation, molecular function: G protein-coupled receptor activity. The record is from RefSeq and is a predicted model, not a curated record. Gene Ontology annotation, cellular component: membrane. Lineage: Eukaryota; Metazoa; Annelida; Clitellata; Rhynchobdellida; Glossiphoniidae. Bases 1 to 573 code for a protein of 190 amino acids. The transcript has 4 exons.
AUGAAGAAAGACGGAGAUGUGUGCAAUCCAAUCUGCAUCCGCGUGGAGAUUGUUAACUUGUUAUUAUUAUGUUUGAGUCACACGGCUUUUCUAAGCUGGAGUUGUAGAUGGAUCCAAGUUUCACCUAGAAACUUCGAGACUUCAUCCGAGCACUGUCCUCACAGUAUGUUGGCAGUGCGAAUUCCCAACACUUCAGCCUCCUACACCCACUACCGUAUGCCCUAUGGUCGACCACUGACUGACGUCUGCAGCAACACGGGCGUAUGGCUCACUGUGACCUUCACCUUCGAGAGGUACAUCGGGGUCCAGUACCCAAUCAAGGGACGAAUUUGGUGCACGUGCGAGAGGGCCAGGAAGCUCGUCGGCGUCGUCUUCACCGUCGCCCUCCUCCUCACCCUGCCUGAGUUUUUCGAGAAGAAAGCUUCCUACUACAGUUACUAUUCGUCGAGGUUGGAGCAGAACGUUACAAGGUGCAACGUAACGGAUCGGGAGGUGGUGGCCAACCUGCUUAAAAGUCUCGGCUACUAUAAAAUGAAUCAGGAAAGUGAUUGCCUCGUUUCAUACAAGUUCUAA